Chrysemys picta bellii (western painted turtle) is the source of this 2500-nucleotide messenger RNA. RefSeq names its product nudix hydrolase 14 (gene NUDT14). The record is from RefSeq and is a predicted model, not a curated record. Gene Ontology annotation, molecular function: metal ion binding; UDP-sugar diphosphatase activity. NCBI's taxonomy places the organism in Eukaryota, Metazoa, Chordata, Testudines, Emydidae. Gene Ontology annotation, biological process: nucleoside phosphate metabolic process; ribose phosphate metabolic process.
ACGUUCCUUUCGCCUUAGCCCAAUAACGGUUGGCGCGCGGGCUGCGCGCGAUGCCGCGCUGACUCCCUGCCUCUGGCGGAGGCUGCCCGCAGUCACACCCCGGUUCUCGCGGCCGUUCCGAGGCGAGGCGAGGCGAGGCCGGGCCGCUCCUGCCGCAGAUGGAGGCCAUAGAGGAGCUGGCGCUGGCGCCCUGCGCCUCCUCCCAGUACCUGCGGCCCUACCGGCUCCGCUACCGGCAGAAUGGCACUAAGAAGUUUUGGGACUUUAUGAGGACACAUGACAGUGUCUCAAUCCUGAUAUUUAAUUCCUCUCGGCAAUGCUUUGUUGUGGUGAAGCAGUUCCGCCCAGCUGUUUACAUGUGUGAAAUGGAACGGCACCAUCCUCAAGACUUUCAAAGUAAAGACCAGGAUAGCUGGUGUCCUCUAUUGGAUCCCUUACCAGCUACAGAAGGCGUGACCUAUGAACUCUGCGCUGGCUUAGUAGACAAGCCAGGACUUUCUUUGGAGGAAAUUGCAUGCAACGAAGUCUUAGAAGAGUGUGGUUAUGACGUUCCCAUUACAAACCUGAAGAGAAUCACUUCGUACAGAUCCGGAGUUGGCGUGACAGGUUCUAAGCAAACCUUAUUUUAUGCAGAGGUAACAGAUCAGAUGAAAACUGGAGAAGGUGGAGGCCAGCCUGAAGAGGGAGAGCUGAUUGAAGUUGUAGAAGUACCUUUACAGGACUCCAUGAAAUUUGCUUUUGAUGAGCACUUCCCUAAGACAACGGGCGUUAUCUUCAGCUUCAUGUGGUUCCAAAGCAAUGUUGCUCUGGGGCUGCUAGAAAAAUAAAAAUGAGCACCAUGAUUUUCUAACUUGACAAAUGCCUUCCUGUUUGUUCUGUGGAUCAUUGAGAUAUGGGUAGAGAAAACUUUGUUAUUGAAGCAAGAGGGGGAGAUGCAUCCAAAAAACCUGAUCACAGAAUCUCUCUGGAUUUUAAAAUUAAAAUGUAGCGUGAAAUCCUGGCCUCAGUGAAAUACUGGCCCCAGUGAAAUCCAUCGCAAAACUCCCAUUGACUUCAGUGGGGCUGGGAUUUCACCCUGAGUCUCAGGAACAAAUCUUGGUCCCCUGUACAAAGUGUAGUAAAUAUGUUUUGUGCAAAGGAUCUCUGUUUUGGUGGAAAUCCUUUACCACCAUCCCUCAACGCCGCAGAGCAACACUGUAGCUGCUACCGCAGUAUGACCUAUAGUACUGAUGGCUGCUUCUCCACCGUAGUAUUUGCUGCUGUCCCUACAAACAGGGCUUUGGCUAGUAGACCUGGGUAGUCACAGACUUACCUGCCCACAUUCCCAACCCUUUGUACACACUGCCACAGAGAGAACUGCUCCCUCAGGCACAGGCCCAAUGGGAAGAAACGUCAUAUAUUUCUAAAUAUGGUGACGUUUUAUUUCAUAAGCAUGCACAAAGUGAGACAUUUGCAAAUCACCUUAAUGGUGUUCAUUUUCAAAUAUCUAAAAAUGUCUGAGUUGACAUUGGUACAAAUGCUUCUUUAUUUGUUUUAGGGAUAAUCACUGGAUUACUUAGGGUCAAAUUUUACCCUUAAUGCUCAAUUCCCAUUGAAGUCAGUGGGAGUGGUGUGCAUGUAUCCUAUCUCUUAAUACAGAUGGAUAUGAUUAUAAAAUAUCUGUUCUAUCAUAGAUCUGAUGUAGGCCAGUUGUCAUGUAAAUGUGCUAAGUGCAUCAAUGGAAAAGAAUCAAAUCUUGCCACUUGAUUGUGCAUCAAUUCUUGUUAUUCACUCUGUUAACAUUAAUUACCAUAGUAAUAUUAUGUGUGAUAAGUGGACAAGAACGUAAUGACAUUCUGUGAAGACUUGCAGUAGGAUGUGCAGCCUUGUGUAUAUAAGUUAACUGGUUCAAAUGCAUUGCAGACUACUAGUGAGUAAUUGUACCCAGUGACUGAUGUGAAGUUAGCUGGUGGCACUAGUUCCAUUCUAAAUAGGUGUCUAAAUCACAGAAGUUACCAUUGAUGUUGGUAUUUACUAGCAGCAUUGCUGGCUGUCAUAGAAGAGAGCUUAAGUAUUGAGAGGUCAUGGAGAAUGAACUAUCCACUUGUCCCUAGAGGUAAGUCUAACCUCAUUAGGGUGAAAGCACAUUUGUAUUGUUGCUGCCUGUGUUGUAGCUGUUCUGUGGAUCAACAGAGGACUUGGGUUCCUGGAGUUGUCAUGAGCACUAGAUUCACUUUGCCUUUCAUAUUUUAAAUUGUAAGCUCCUCAGGGCAUUCAUCCUCCUCCUAUGAAUCUGUAGAUCGCGUAGCACAAUUGGGCUUGGUCUCAGUUGAGGCAACUAGGUACUACUGUAAUACAAAUAAUAAAUAAUUAUUGUACCUGAUAUAGAUUUUAAUCCCUUUUUUACAGACUGCUUGUCCCCGCAAUGUGUGUUUGAUUCCUUCAAAGUUAUUACACAAUAGCCUGUCGAUCUGUGUAAUGUGGAGCUAAUACUACUAAUAAAUAUAUGUACAUCUGAAAA